Molecule: messenger RNA, 4974 nt
Organism: Ricinus communis (castor bean)
Lineage: Eukaryota; Viridiplantae; Streptophyta; Magnoliopsida; Malpighiales; Euphorbiaceae
Product: ABC transporter G family member 29-like
Exons: 21
Coding region: 229-4719 (1496 amino acids)
Cellular component (GO): membrane
Molecular function (GO): ATP hydrolysis activity; ATP binding; ABC-type transporter activity
Source: RefSeq, a predicted model, not a curated record
CUACACAAUUUCCAUCGCUCUCUCUACAAGCAAAAGCAAAAGAGAGGGUUUUGUAGGGAGAGAGAGAAUCCAAGAUUUGUUGGAGAGGAAGUUCAUAGCAAAUAUAUAUACAACUUUCAAAGCUCCAACAACCCACCAGGACCCUCUCUAGCUCCCCUGCUUCCUAUCUUUAACAAAAACUCUUCUGCUUCAUUUCCAUUGAAGAAAAUCUGACUGACAACGCAAAAGAUGAACGGUAUGGAGAAAGCAAGAGCUCCAAGUAGGAGAGUGAGCAACAACAUGAGCAGAAGCAUAAGCAGGAGCUUCAGCAGAAGCAUGGAAGAUGUAUUUUCAGGUGGAAGACAAUCUAGAAGGAGCAGUCGCCAUGCUGAGGAAGAUGAAGAAGCUCUAAAAUGGGCUGCUAUAGAGAAGUUACCAACUUAUGAUAGGUUGAGAACAACUGUCAUGAAAUCUUUUGUGGAGAAUGAACUCCAAGGAGGAUCAAUUAUGGUGCAUAAAGAAGUUGAUGUUACUAAGCUUGAUAUGAACGAUAGACAAAUGUUUAUCGACAAGAUGUUUAAGGUUGCAGAAGAAGAUAACGAGAGGUUCUUGAGAAGAUUUAGGAAGAGAAUUGAUAAGGUCGGAAUCAGGCUUCCAACUGUGGAAGUUAGAUAUGAUCAUUUAACUGUCGAAGCUGAAUGCCAAAUAGGCAGCAGAGCUCUACCUACUCUUCCAAAUGCUGCCAGAAACAUUGCAGAGUCAGCGAUUGGUUUGUUUGGAAUUAAUUUGGCCAAGAGAACAAAGCUCACUAUCCUUAAAGAUGCAUCUGGCAUUUUAAAACCAUCAAGGAUGACUCUGUUAUUGGGUCCUCCAUCCUCUGGAAAAACAACCCUUUUGCUAGCAUUGGCUGGAAAGUUGGACCCAAGUUUAAGGGUAAGUGGAGAGAUAACAUAUAAUGGGUACAAGCUGAAUGAAUUUGUGCCAAGAAAGACAUCUGCGUACAUUAGCCAAAAUGAUGUUCAUGUUGGAGUAAUGACAGUGAAAGAAACACUAGAUUUCUCAGCAAGAUGUCAAGGAGUUGGGACUCGACAUGAUCUCCUAAGCGAGCUUGCAAGAAGAGAAAAAGAUGCAGGAAUUUUUCCUGAGGCAGAAGUAGACCUUUUCAUGAAGGCAACUGCAAUGAAAGGAGCUGAAAGCAAUCUCUUCACUGACUAUACUCUCAAACUUUUAGGGCUUGAUAUAUGUAAGGACACCAUUGUUGGAGAUGAGAUGCUUCGAGGAAUUUCUGGUGGUCAGAAAAAGAGAGUAACAACAGGGGAAAUGAUUGUUGGGCCUACAAAAACACUAUUCAUGGAUGAAAUAUCAACCGGUCUAGACAGCUCCACGACAUAUCAAAUCGUCAUGUGCAUGCAGCAAAUUGUGCACCUUACUGAGGCCACAGUGCUGAUGUCCUUACUCCAGCCUGCUCCUGAGACAUUUGAUCUUUUUGACGAUGUCAUCCUGUUAUCAGAAGGCCGAAUCGUCUAUCAGGGUCCAAGAGAGCACAUUCUUGAAUUCUUUGAGACCUGUGGGUUCCGCUGUCCUGAGAGAAAGGGAACUGCGGAUUUCUUGCAAGAGGUUACUUCAAAGAAAGACCAGGAGCAAUACUGGGCCCAUAAACACAGACCAUACAGAUACGUAUCAGUUCCUGAAUUUGCAGAAAGAUUCAAGAAGUUCCAUGUAGGCAUGCAGCUAGACAAUGAGCUCUCGGUGCCAUUUGACAAGUCCCAAGGCCACAAAGCAGCUCUAGCAUUCUCAAAAUAUUCAGUUCCGAAGAAGGAAUUAUUCAAGGCUUGUUGGGAUAAAGAAUGGCUAUUGAUUCAAAGAAACUCUGUGGUUUUUGUCUCGAAGAUAAUCCAACUUAUUAUUGUUGCUAUUAUUGCUUCAACAGUCUUUAUAAAGCCAAGAAUGCACACAAGGAAUGAAGCAGAUGGAGCAUUAUAUGUUGGUGCAGUCUUGUUCAGUAUGAUAAUUAACAUGUUUAAUGGUAUUGCUGAGCUUUCUCUGAUGAUCACAAGACUUCCAGUAUUUUACAAGCAAAGAGACCUUCUUUUCCAUCCACCUUGGACUUUCACUCUUCCAACUUUCCUGCUACAAUUGCCUAUGUCCAUUAUAGAAUCUGUGGUUUGGGUGUGUAUUACUUAUUAUUCCAUUGGAUUCGCACCUGAAGCAAGCAGGUUUUUCAAGCAUCUGCUGCUGAUAUUUCUGAUUCAACAAAUGGCCGCUGGGCUAUUCAAGCUCAUUGCUGCAGUCUGCAGGACUAUGAUCAUUGCUAACACCGGUGGGGUUCUUGUUCUCCUCCUUGUUUUCUUGCUUGGGGGCUUCAUUCUGCCAAAAAGUCAAAUUCCAAACUGGUGGGAGUGGGCUUACUGGAUUUCGCCUUUGAGUUAUGGUUACAAUGCCUUUGCUAUCAAUGAAAUGUAUGCUCCAAGAUGGAUGAACAAACGGGCUGCAGACAAUUCAACAAGUUUAGGCAUAGCAGUGCUAAAAAACUUUGAUGUUUUCCAAAACAAGAACUGGUAUUGGAUUGGUGCUGGUGCUCUUCUGGGAUUUGCUAUUCUCUUCAAUGUCCUGUUUACGUUGGCUCUCAUGUACUUGAGUCCUCCUGGAAAGAAACAAGCAGUAAUCUCUGAGGAAACAGCAAUGGAAAUGGAAGGUGAGGAAGACUCAAAGGGUCAACCGAGACUAAGAAUGACAAGAUCGCAGAAAAAUUCAAUCCCUCAGUCACUAUCUUCUGCAGAUGGAAACGAUACAAAGGAAAUGGCAAUGCAAAGGAUGAGCAGCCGAUCCAGUCCGAAUGGACUAAGUAGAAAUGCGGAUUCAUCUCUUGAGGCAGCUAAUGGUGUUGCACCAAAGAGAGGAAUGGUUCUCCCUUUCACUCCACUAGCCAUGUCCUUUGACAGUGUCAAUUAUUACGUUGACAUGCCAGCUGAAAUGAAGCAACAGGGAGUUGCAGAUGACAGGCUUCAACUCCUUAGGGAAGUAACAAGCGCAUUUAGGCCUGGAGUCCUAACAGCACUAAUGGGAGUCAGUGGAGCAGGAAAGACAACACUAAUGGAUGUUUUGGCAGGAAGGAAAACAGGUGGAUAUAUUGAAGGUGAUAUUAGAAUUUCUGGAUUCACCAAGAAGCAAGAAACCUUUGCCAGAAUUUCUGGAUACUGUGAACAAAAUGAUAUUCACUCACCUCAAGUUACAGUUAGAGAAUCCUUGAUCUACUCCGCAUUCCUUCGUCUUCCUAAGGAAGUCAGCAAGGAGGAAAAAAUGAUUUUCGUAGAUCAAGUGAUGGAGUUGGUAGAGCUAGACAAUCUCAAGAAUGCAAUAGUUGGGCUUGCGGGAGUUACAGGAUUGUCAACAGAACAACGAAAAAGAUUGACAAUUGCAGUGGAGCUUGUUGCUAAUCCUUCGAUCAUUUUCAUGGACGAGCCAACUUCUGGCCUUGAUGCAAGGGCAGCAGCCAUUGUUAUGAGGACUGUGAGAAACACUGUGGAUACUGGAAGAACUGUUGUCUGCACAAUCCAUCAGCCUAGCAUCGAUAUCUUUGAAUCUUUUGAUGAGUUGCUACUGAUGAAGAGAGGAGGACAAGUUAUAUACUCAGGACCUUUAGGCCAAAAUUCCCAUAAGAUCGUUGAAUACUUCGAGUCAAUUCCUGGAAUCCCAAAAAUCAAAGACAAGUACAAUCCUGCAACAUGGAUGCUAGAAGUUAGCUCGAUAGCUGCGGAAGUCCGGCUUGGAAUUGACUUUGCAGAACACUACAAAUCAUCAUCCUUAUAUCAGAGAAACAAGGCUUUAGUGAAGGAGUUAAGCGCACCACCACCAGGAGCAAAGGACCUAUAUUUUGACACUCAGUAUUCUCAAUCUUUCUGGGGGCAAUUCAAGUCUUGCCUUUGGAAGCAAUGGUGGACUUACUGGAGAAGUCCUGAUUAUAACCUUGUUAGAUACUGCUUCACCUUGGUUGCUGCUCUUAUGGUUGGGACCAUAUUCUGGAGAGUUGGAACCAAAAGGGAUAGCACGAGUGACCUGAGUACUAUAAUUGGGGCAAUGUAUGCUGCUGUCCUGUUUAUUGGUAUCAAUAAUUGUUCAACAAUACAGCCAAUAAUAGCAAUUGAAAGAACUGUGUUUUAUCGUGAAAGAGCAGCUGGAAUGUAUUCUUCAUUACCUUAUGCCCUUGGACAGUUUGUUUGUGAAAUACCUUAUGUGCUAUUUCAAACUACAUAUUAUACACUUAUAGUGUAUGCUAUGGUAGCCUUCGAAUGGACAGCAGUCAAAUUCUUCUGGUUCUACUUUAUCUCUUUCUUCUCAUUCCUCUACUUCACAUACUACGGGAUGAUGACUGUUUCCGUCACGCCAAAUCUUCAAGUAGCAGCCAUCUUCGCAGCAACAUUCUAUGCACUCUUCAAUCUCUUCUCAGGAUUUUUCAUCCCACGACCGAAAAUUCCCAAGUGGUGGGUGUGGUACUAUUGGAUUUGCCCAGUGGCGUGGACAGUGUAUGGACUAAUUCUGUCACAAUAUCGUGAUGUUGAAGACCCCAUUACAGUUCCAGGGUUGCUAAAUAGACCUGCAAUUAAAGAUUAUAUACAAGAUGUUUAUGGGUAUGAUCCAGAUUUCAUGGGACCAGUAGCUGGAGUAUUAGUUGGCUUCACUGUCUUCUUUGGAUGUGUAUAUGUCUAUGCCAUAAGAACACUAAACUUCCAAACAAGAUAGUCACAUAAUACCAAAGUCUUUUUGAGAUUAAAUUUGUAGAUAUAUAUAUAUAUAUAUGUAUGUAGUAUUAUAGAGGACAAUAAGCCUUUACAAGUUCAAAAGACUUUUGGCUGCUGUAUAAUGUUUGUUUUGAUCUUAUAGGAAUAUUAUAUGUAUGGAUAAUGAUGAGAGCAGUGAGUGACAAGCUCUGAAAGCUGUAUUUGUAAAUGUAAAUGGUAUUUCAAUCUUAUAAAUUUCAAACAUCAAAUUUCUAUA